CAGCCGGCUGCGGUUUAAUUUUACGCGGCAGAGGAGACGAGUGAGGCGCCCCGGAUUCUAGUCACUCAUUCAGCGGGGUGCGCGACAACCGAUUCGUUUGGACGUUUGUAAUCAAGGUAAAUUCUUCAGACCGGUUUCAAUUUAAAACGUUAGCUUCCGUUACGACAUUACGGCUUUAAAGCUAAUUGCUUCAAUUGAGGGUAUCAGGUGGCCGCUGCACGGGCAAAUUUAUUUGAGAUGGCAAUGAGUGAUGAAGAGAAAGGAGGCUCGGUAGGAUUUAAAGCCUUGCUGGUCUUCUGCAAUGGGAUUAUUGCGCUCUGUGGUCUGACGCUUUAUGCGGAGACCAUCUGGGUUGCAACGGAUGCCUACAAGGUGUACCCCAUCGUUAGUGUGACUGGGAAAGAUGACAUCUUUGCUGGGGCCUGGAUUGCCAUUUUCACAGGCUUCGCUUUCUUUUGUACGGCCGUAUAUGGGAUAUUCGCAUUGAUUCAGGAAACUCGUCCGAUGGUGGUGGUGUAUCUCGGGCUCCUGUUGAUUGUCUACAUUUUUGAAUGUGCCUCCGCCAUAACGUCCUUCACUCACCGUGACUAUAUGGUGUCCAGCAGCAACCUGAUCAAGAAGCAGAUGCUCCGAUAUUACACGGACAACUCGACCCCAGGGCAGCUGAUUACAAGUACCUGGAAUAAAAUCAUGUUAGGGCAACAAUGCUGCGGCACUGAUGGCCCCCUGGACUGGGUCAACUACAACUCCACCUUCAGCGCCACCAAUACAGCGCCUUGGCCUCUGAACUGCUGCGUGCGACUGCGCAACUUCGAGGUGGCCGACCAAGACGCCUGCUACGCCGGAGAUGUCCGCUACGUGCUUACAAACGGCUGCUUCAGCUACAUUGCAUAUUCCAUCAAUCGGUACACCUGGGGGGUUUCCUGGUUUGGAUUUGCCAUCCUAAUGUUUACGUUGCCAGUGAUGCUCUUGGCUAUGCUCUUCUAUGUUCGCAUCUGAGGUUGUUUAUGGCGCAGAGCUGAAGGAAUUCAAGUCUCCUGAGGCAGAAACACGAGAGGCAAGACAAUCGGAUGACACCCUCAGACAUUGUGCUCUUAUUCUAGAAAUGUAUUCUGUGGUGUAAGCUACUGCGCUGCACCCUCCGCAGACUUGGCACAAACCUUCGAUCUGAAGACUACACUGUGUGUGUGUGUGUGUGUGUGUGUGUGUGGCUG
Molecule: messenger RNA, 1214 nt
Organism: Polypterus senegalus (gray bichir)
Lineage: Eukaryota; Metazoa; Chordata; Cladistia; Polypteriformes; Polypteridae
Product: uroplakin-1a-like
Exons: 8
Coding region: 238-999 (253 amino acids)
Cellular component (GO): membrane
Source: RefSeq, a predicted model, not a curated record